CUAGUGGGGAAAUAUAAUCAUUUUUACUUCAACUACAUUUCCCAUAAUCCUCCAUUAGCAAUAACUUCCGGGUCAUUAAUAGUGAACAUUCGGGUCGCUUUUUAGCCGGCAAAUGUUAAGUUCAGCGGGAUAGGGUUCACAAUAAAUACUUAACCAAGGAUGGACCUGGGCAAGGCCAAGCUGCUGCGAAGCGGCGUCAACACGCUGCACCAGGCCAUCCACCCCAUGCACGGCAUCGCCUGGACCGACGGCAGGCAGGUGUGCCUGACGGCGCUGUAUUUCAUCCACGGCGAGGUCAAGUUUGGCGACACCAAUGUGAUUGGGCAGUUUGAGCACGUCCUGGGCCUUUUUUGGGGGCCGCUGUGCUGCUCGGACUCGCCCGCCCUGCUGGCUGUGCAGCACAAGAAGCACGUCAGCGUCUGGCAGCUGCAGCUGAGCGCGCUGGAGCACAACAAGCUGCUGUGCACUCAGACCUGCGAGAUGAGCGAGCCCUUUCCACUGCUCCCUCAGGGCUGCGUCUGGCAUCCCAAACUGGACAUCCUGGUCCUCUUGACCAAGAGGGAUGCGUCUGUGCUGUUUUCCGUGAGAGUGGACAACAGGAGAACCAAAGCAGACAUCAAAGGUAGUGGACUGAUCCACUGCGCUUGCUGGACUAAAGAUGGCACCCGGCUUGUGGUGGCCAUUGGCAGCGAGCUUCACUCGUAUGUCUGGAACGACAUCCACAAGAGCCUGGUGGCUUGCUCCUUCUGCCCCAUCUUUGACGUGGGGGGUUACAUCUGUGCCAUGGAGGCCACGGGGCCCUCUCAGGUUGCUGUGGCGACAGAGCUGCCUUUGGAAAAACUUUGUGGGUUGAACGCCGGCAUGGCCUUCGAGAUGCCAUCAGAAGCAGACCCGUCGCAGAGCCAGACUAUGGACAAUGAGCCCCCUCUGGACUCAAGGAGACGAUCCUUUGACUCAGAGAGGUCCCACACAACCAGCUUGGGCCCUUUGGACCUCACUCACCUGCUUGCCAAGCACCGCCGUUCAGACCCCAGUCCCCUUAUUCACUUUAGACGCAAGGACGCGGUAACGGGCUCGGGGCAGGACUCAUCGCACCUAGUAUUGAUCACAUACGAACGCAAGGUCACCACCACCCGUAAAGUAAGCAUCCCCGGGAUCCUGGUGCCGGAUAUCGUGGCUUUUGAUCCACAGGCUUCCACCGUGGCUGUGGCGUCCAACACUUGCAACAUGGUGCUGGUCUACUGCAUCACACCGUCUGCCAUGCCCAACAUCCAGCAGAUCUCCUUACAGGCCACUGACAGGCCCAAGGGGGUGUGCUUCCUCAGUGAAAAGGUGCUGCUGCUGAUGGUGGGUCGCCAGAAGUCCACCGACCCCGCCUUUCUCCCGUCCUCCAACACGGAAAAAUACAUCCUUCGCCUUUUAGCUAAAGAGUUGAUGUGCGACAGGGAGGGUGCCAUCUCGCCGACCCCCUCCUCUCUCAACCCGGAGUCUCGGAUUAGGAGGCAUUCGGAGCACGUGUCCAAGGAAGACAGGGAGCGCCCGGGCAUAAAGGAAUUUGUGUUGCCUGGCGCGGGCGUUGCCCGUUCACCCGGUAGCAGGCGCCGGCUGGUAGAGGAGGUGAGGAGCGGCGACGUCAGUCCCGUAGCCAGCUCCGUGGACUUCUCUUCUUCGGAAAGAACCCAGUCCUGCGAAUCCUCUUCCGUCACGGUCGAGAACUUUGACGCCAACCACAUCAACCGUGUGGCCAGCCUGGCGGUGGCCAGCCAGACCAGCAGGGAACCCGGCCGGGGUGUGUCGCCUCGCCUGGACCUGAACACAGAGGUGCCACCACCCGUCCAGGAGAGGGUCGGAGGGGUGGCUGCCUCAGGCCGGGAACAAGCGCUGGAGCAGCUAGUCUGCAACAUGGAGCGGUUGUUUACUCGCUUUGCGGACAUGCAGCAUUGCCUGAGUGAGAUCCGGGACUACACGCAGAACGGGAAGAAGGUUCUGAGCACAUACCCCAGCACUGGCGAGCCCCCUUACGUCAACGUCACAUGUCAGAAACAGCUUUCAGAGAACGUGUUCAUCGACGAGCGGAGGCCGGUGCUGCUGUGCGAUGGCAAGUUGUGUCUGCACGCCGUGCAAGAGCUCUUCAACCUCAGCAUUGUGGAGAUGCUGCACGGCCCUCUGUGGAUCGUCUUGGUGGCGGACGCAGACGGAUUUGUACCCCUGACGUUCAAACCCAAAGAGGAGCUCACGAUACGUAAUGGCAAGCGUAAAUCCACACUGCGCACCCCCGGUAGCCCUGAGACCUCCUGCCCGUCCAGUCCAGCCCCCAGUCACAAUCCCAGCACGAUGAUGGCGGAGGCCUCCACGUAGUCGUACCCGGCCUGACUCUCGGCUGGCACAAUGAUGCCGAACAACAUGGAAGACUUUUUUUUUUUUUUUCAGUAAAGACGUUUUAACAUUUCUCUUUGUUUCAUUGUUCAAAAGUGCAGCAACAAAAUUCUAAACGUGAGAUGACAAGGCUCGCUUUUUUUCAAUAAUAUUUAAAACCGUGACAGCAUGUCUUGGGGCGAGAGGCGGGGUCAACCCUGGACUGGUGGCCAGCCAAUCACAGGGCACAUAUAGACAAACAACCAUUCCCACCCACAUUCAUACCUAUGGACAAUUUGGAGUGGCUAAUUAACCUAGCAUGUUUAGCAUCAUUCAAAAAUCAAUUCAAUAUGGCAAUAAAGAUGUUGAGACAUAACUUCUUAAUAGUUGUACAAUAAAUGUAUAUAACCUGAGUAAGCAAAAUAGUCUAAAUAGCCACGCAGCGUUCAUUUGUAUUACGUCCAUUAAGCUAACUGCUAAUGCUAGCGUUUGCUAACAAACAUUACACGCAACAUUCAUUACACAAAAAAAUUAACGUUAAAAAAGAAAUAACAUAUUAAAAAGGUUUCUACAAUGGGCACAUUUUCCAAUUAAUAAUAGUUUAAGAGGCGGAAAUGUAGAAAACACGCAUUUUUAUCGUGGCGUUGAUAACAUGAAGCAAAGGAAAGCAAAGGAAAAAAUGGAACUGCCCUCCAGCAGUUCCAUUUUUUCCCUCUAUAACUAUCUGCUACAAGUGAACUGUUAACUUUUGUUAUAGAUAAAGGCAUCUUACCGCUGACUUAGUUUAUCCACAAUCGGAAUAAUAAAGAUGAAAGUUGCAUCUCUGUUUGUAGUUCGAGACGUCCGUUCACAACUGCCGCGAAGGAGAAAGAACGAAUCAGAAGGGGAGCUUAAUGUCAGCUGACUGAUGUCGCGUGACAUCUACAAAGUGACGUUUAUGCCCGCUGGGGGAAAACAGACCUGGCUUUACAGACGAUCUUUGACUACUGCAGUAAAUCCUCAAAGAGCAAUUUGAGGACGUUCACGUUAUUUAAUUAUCCAUAAUGAAUAUUUAUUACAAAUGACACAAAGACAAGCUAAUCACGAUGAAGACAUUUUUUUAUUGCAGGGACGUCAGAUUAAAAAACAGAUUUUCAUGAACAUUGUCAUCCUGGCGCUCCAUCCCAUUCCAAUCUGAUUGUCUCAACUUCGCUUGGUGUCCCUGACUGUCAUUCUCAUGUUUAAAAAAACGCCACUGGAUUGCAUCAAAUUUCCCUUUGGAGUCCAAAUACGAAAAGUAAACACCACAUCCUACCACCAGAGGGUGCAAUACAGGCAUGAAUGCACUGUGCUUUUGAACUAUUCAAUAAAAAAACAGUAUGCGUUUAUUAUUGCUACUUUCCUUACACACCUACGGUAUACCCUUCAUCUCCACAAAGUAACACACCACACAAUCUAUUCUGUGUCACAUUCAUCUCCUUCCUCCUUUUAACGGUGUCAUCAUAAAUAAAUAACAGUGUAGUUCAAGAAAAAGAAAUAAAAUCCUG
Doryrhamphus excisus (bluestripe pipefish) is the source of this 3881-nucleotide messenger RNA. RefSeq names its product WD repeat and coiled coil containing (gene wdcp). The record is from RefSeq and is a predicted model, not a curated record. Gene Ontology annotation, molecular function: kinase binding. NCBI's taxonomy places the organism in Eukaryota, Metazoa, Chordata, Actinopteri, Syngnathiformes, Syngnathidae.